AUGAGAUGCGACGCAUGCGGCGGCAGUGCUACGAAUAUGGUGAUGGUGCAGUUGUUAGCUGUUGGAAAUGGAAAAGUGCCAGUCGAUGCGACAACUGGAUUAAUUACUCUUAUCAACGACUUUUGCCGAUUUAUAGACCUUCAAUUAGCUCUUAUUGAAAAUGUUUUCCCAAACAUUAGUGAGAAUAAUCAGAAUUAUGCUUGGUUAAGUCAACAAGCAAUUCUCGCGGCAAAGAAUAAUAAUGUACACGCAUUAAAUUUCACCAUUCAAUCAAAAAUUACUGGCGAUUUGGUGACAUACAAAUCCGUUGAUUCCAUAACAAAUCCCGAUGAUGUAGUAAAUUAUCCAACGGAGUUUUUGAACUCUCUGGAGUUACCAGGAUUUCCACCACAUAACUUGCAACUCAAAGUUGGUUUAGUUAUUAUGAUAUUGCGUAAUUUAAAUCCAUCUCGACUUUGCAACAGUACUCCACUUGCGUUGAAAAGGCUGAUGCCGAAUUUGAUUGAGACAACCAUUAUAAACGGAAAGUACUUAGGUGAAAAUUUAUGCAUCAAUCGAAUACCAAUGUUUCCGACUGAUCUUCCGUUUGACUUCAAACGAUUGUAA
Molecule: messenger RNA, 606 nt
Organism: Eupeodes corollae
Lineage: Eukaryota; Metazoa; Arthropoda; Insecta; Diptera; Syrphidae
Exons: 2
Coding region: 1-606 (201 amino acids)
Source: RefSeq, a predicted model, not a curated record